Messenger RNA from Sycon ciliatum, 5285 nucleotides. Its product is annotated as A disintegrin and metalloproteinase with thrombospondin motifs adt-2-like. Gene Ontology annotation, molecular function: metalloendopeptidase activity. The record is from RefSeq and is a predicted model, not a curated record. Gene Ontology annotation, biological process: proteolysis. Lineage: Eukaryota; Metazoa; Porifera; Calcarea; Leucosolenida; Sycettidae. The transcript has a single exon. The coding region runs from base 679 to 4554 and encodes 1291 amino acids.
GUCUUGUGUUGUUCAUCCUGCUCUCCCGAUCUCCGAUCUACUGCACAUGCAUGAGUAGAUGUACAGUGCAGAGUGCACGGACUUUUGAACGGCCAAGUGUCAGGUUCAAAGGGCACGCGAAGUUCUGGAAUCUGGUUGUUGCGAACACUCAAGUGGGCAGUGGGCCAUGUUGUGUUCCGGGCGCGGCGUUCGCGCGCGAUAUACGGCUGAAUUAUUUGUAUCAGCUCGAGUCAUCAACUGAAGCAGUCAAGGGGGCCUGAAGAGGAAUGGUCUUCUGGCACUCAGUUUGAGGCCUCGGGACACGCUUCUCUUUUCGUUUGCACCGUUUGGCACGAAUGGCCUGUCUGGAAACGGCGAAACUUGGCGAAGCGCGAGUCCCGGAUGCUGCAUGCUGAGCAGAGCUGAGCCUCGUUGGACGUUGGAUUGCAACUGACGGCGCUUUGUUUGACAGGGUUCAGACCACCGAACUGACCGCGUCUUUCCAGUUUGUUCUGCCAAGGCUUGUUUCUGUGGAUGGAGCAGUGGAGGACAGGGAGUCCAAUCGAAAUCUGUUUUCUCAGUGUAGUUGGCCUCCGUGAGUGUGACGUGAGCAGCGUUUAGGCGUCGUUCGGUAGUGCUCGUGCAGUUGCUUGCGCCGUUUGGAUUUGUGUGUAGAUUCGCUACCUCCGUGUGCCGAAUAUGGAUGCUGCAGUGCUGAAAGUCCUGUGUAUGCUAGUGGGCAGUUUUGUGAGUUUGUGCAGCCAGCAGCACAGUGCAUGGGCAGCUGCAGAGGCAAAUCAAUACGGUUCCAGUGUGCAUGCCGACGGCAGUACCGCCGGUUACGGUCACGAGCAGCUGCGGCAACUGGCCAGCCAUUAUGAGCUAGUGGAUAUUGUGACGGCCCCCAGCAGUGGUGGUGCGGAGCGUGUACAACGAAGUGCCGGAAGCAGACGCAGAGCCGACCGAGAGGCAGUGUUUGAGUUCACGGCAUUCGACGAGAGGAUCCGUCUGAACAUGUUACGCAACGACGUGCUGCUGGCACCCGGCUUCCACGUGCGGGCCUACACAGGCGACGACAUCAUCAUGAGUCAUCACGACGCGGCGCACUGCCACUACCAGGGCACGAUGAGCGGGCACAGUGCGGGCGAGGGGCACGCGGUGCUGAGCACGUGCCACGGCCUGAGCGGAAUGUUCAGCGUUGGCCGCGCCGGCCACUGCAAGCCAAACCAUACCUACAUCAUCGAGCCGUUCAGCGGGGCCGGCGUGGCGACGACUCCGGGUAGCAGUGGCUCAUCGCAGAUGCAUGCUGUGUUCCGGCUGGGCGACGCUCGCACAACUGACCAGCUUCACGCGUGCGGGAUCAAGGCGGCAGCAGCGGACGGUAUUCUCGACUCCGCGCACGCACAGUACAAUGCCAGCCUGCCUGAUGCUGACACCGACCAUAUGGGUGGUGCCAGUAGUCAUCCCAGGGCGCGGCGGAGCGUGCUCACGGAGACGAAGUACAUUGAGAUUCUGCUGGUCGCCGAUCACCAGCUGUACAAGCGCAUGGGCAGCAGUCGAGACGCCACUGUGAAUCGUGCGCUGUCCAUCCUCAACCUCGUCGACUUGCUGUACCGGCCGCUGAACAUCCGCGUUCCCGUCGUGUCCGUGGAGGUCUGGGAGGAGAGCAACAAGGUGUCGUUCUCCAGCAGGGAGGCGACGACCAUUCUCAACACGUUCAUCACGUACCACGCGUCCAUUCUCGAGGACGUGCACCACGACGUCGCCUACCUGAUCUCGGGCGAGGACUUCUUCGGUCUCACCCUGGGCACGGCCGUGCAGUCGGCCAUGUGCCGGGGUGCUGCGUCGGCCGGUGUGGGACAGGACAUGCACGCCGCCUGGGUUGCCGCGGAGACCGUGGCGCAUGAGCUGGGCCACGGCAUGGCCAUGCAGCACGACACAGCCGCCUGCACGUGUGCGGCCGGCAAGUGGGACCACUGUGUCAUGGCGCCGGCGGGGUCGUUCUCACGCCAGAGCAGCAGCUGGAGCGACUGCAGCCGGCAGCGCCUGGAUCUGUUCUUCAAAAGCGGCUCCGGCCACUGCCUGCUGAACUCGCCCACGCAGCUGUACAGCAGUCCCUCGUGCGGCGAUGGCUACCUGGACAUUGGCGAGGAGUGCGACUGCGGCGAGGUACAGGACUGCGCCGAUAAGUGCUGCAAUGCCAGCACGUGCAGGCUGCAGUCCACUGCGCAGUGCAGCAGCGGGCCGUGCUGUGAGCACUGUCGCUUCAAGGCCGCCCAUCACCUCUGCCGCGAAGCUACGGGAGGCUGCGAUGUGGCCGACUACUGCUCGGGCACCACGCACGACUGCCCCAGCGAUUUGUUCGUGCAGACCGGCCAGCCGUGCACGCACGCGUCCGGAAGCAGCUCCAUCUGCCACAACGGCGUCUGCGUCGGAACCCACUUUAGCCAGUGCAAGGCAUUGUGGGGAAGCAGCGCAAUCAGCGCAUCGCAGGAAUGCUACACGUUCAAUUCCCAGGGCACCAUGGCGGCCAACUGCGGCCUAACGUCUGGCCUAUACAAUGCGUGCGCUUCGUCCGACGUCAAGUGUGGCAAACUGCAAUGUUUUUACGGCAGCUCAAAGCCGCAGCUUGACCUCGAUGGGCAAAGUGCAGCUGCAACCUACACAAAGCUGUCCUUCUUCUUGAAGUGCAAGUCCGCCAGCGUGUCCGGCUUUUCCGGCGGUGCCAACGACCCGACGUAUGUUAGUGACUACACAACGUGCGCCACUGACUCGGUGUGCGUGAACCGGCACUGUCGCACGCUCUCCGAGCUCAAAGUCCCGCCCUGUCCCGACGGCAACAAUGGUCUGGUUUGUAGCGGGAACGGCGCGUGCACGCACCUGAACUCCUGCCUGUGCGACAUCGGCUAUGCGGGGCACGCGUGCGACAUCGAGACGCAGCGCCCCGUGCUGGGAGAGUGGGGACCGUGGUCCUCCUGGUCGGCCUGCUCCGAGUCCUGUGGCACCAACGGCACGCGAUCCCGCCGCAGGGCCUGUGAAUACCCGUCGCCGUCUCCUGACGGAACUCCAUGCAGCGGCGCCGACCUCGAACGCGCCCAGUGCAAUUCGGCGGUCGCCUGUCCGAAGCGCGUGGACGGCGCGUGGAGCCAGUGGAGUGCCUGGUCGUCGUGCAGCGAGACAUGCGGCAGAGGCACCACUGACCGUACACGUUCCUGCGACAGUCCUCCUCCCUCGCACGGCGGUGUCCCGUGCAGCGGUGACUACACUGAGAAAGGCACCUGUAAUGCCCCGGCGGAAUGUACUCCGCCGCCGACGCAGCCGUCAACUCAACGCCCUGUCACGACCGGCUGUGUGGCCUGCUGGUCGCAGUGGUCGCAGUGGUCCCCGUGCAGCGCAAUGUGCGGCGCAUCGGGCGUACGCACACGUGUCCGUAACUGCCUCAGCGGCAGCGCGUCCUGCGUGGGUAGCUUCACCGCCGAGGAAGCUUGCAACCGCGUGCUCUGCCCGGUGGCAGUCAACGGCGGUUUCACACAGUGGAGUGCGUGGAGCACGGUGGGAGACUGUGAAACGUGCUCCGAGCACGGCCACCAGGUCAGACAUCGCAGCUGCACGAAUCCCGUCCCGAGUAACGGUGGAGUCAGCUGUGCCGGCGCGAUCAUCCAGCACCAGUCGUGUCCUGUCUGCAGCAACAACCAAACCAAGCCGGCUGCCGCCACGUCCGGCCCAGCUACUCCUCCAGCAGGAAUAGCGCCGGCGAAGCCCGUCCCCGUGCCUUCCGGUACCGAGAAAUCGAGCGAGGGGCGCGACGAGACUUCCAGCAGUACAUACCAGACGGGAACCGGAAGCACCUCAGCCAUACCCUCUGCUACUGUGUCCAGUACAGUGCUAUCUGCAGCCAACACCUCCAGGAACAAUACAAACCCGACGGAUAAGAAGAUCGAGAGCAGCACUAACCUGAUGAUGAUCGCUGCCUUAGUUGGAAUGAUGGUACUCUUGACCGCGUUUGCACUGGCCUUCCGCUCGACGUACCGCAAGAGGAUGGCAGAGAACGCCGCACUGCCGGCUGUCACCACCACCGGCGGUGCCAUCUCGGCCAAGAUCUCCAGAACCAGCACCGGCGGCCACCAGUAUGUCGAAUGCCAAGCGCCCACUGCCUCUCGCCAGCAGAGCCCCGCGCAGUCACAGUGCCAGGACAUCUGUCUUGACGAGGUGCUGGAGUCCGUGCAGCGCCAGCAGCACCAGCAGCCAGGACCGCAGCGUCGACAUCUGCCACAGCUCGAUUCGCACACGCACAGCCGGCUGCUCACCUCCCUGCUAUCCACGCUAAGCGGCUCGGUCAAUUACAGCCCGGCGGGCAGCGAAUCGCUGACGCCACACAACAAGCGCAAGCUCUCGGCCACGGAGAGCUGUCUGGACAACAUUGGAUACUGCAGUGGCGAGAACACACCGCGGAGUCGAUCGCCGUCGUACGUUGAUCUUGGCAUCGAAGACCUACCCAGUAUGUUGUUCUCGGACGCGACCACCGACAACACCGUUGUCUGCACCAGUGACCAGCCAUCGGUUAUUGCUUUGUAGAGCCAGCAGUGCCUACGAGCGACUCCAAGGAGGUUCAUGUGAUGCACGCAUGUUAGAAUCUCCCGUCCCCUCCCUCCGUGACCGGUUGCAGUGCCUACAAGUGGUGCCAAUGAGGUGGUCCAUGUGAUGCGUGCAUGUAUGUUGUCAGAAUCUCGCUUCCCCCUCCCUCCGUGAUCGGUUGUGUUCAUCGCCAUGCAGGGACCUGCUGGCCACUCAGAGCAGAGCAACCUGGUGCUCCGGCAUGCGCAUGUCUGUACUCAUGACAAACUAACGUGUUAAGGAUUCGCUCUGCGAGGUAUAUGUGGCAUUAUUCGUCAGCAAACUGAUCCUAACGCUUGCCUCCAAUCAUCUGAUAUUGCUACUUUCUGCACAGAAAGCCACUCCCUUUGUGACAAACAAACACAUCCCGAACUUUCACUAGGGGUGGUGGUAUGUUAGAGAUUCGCUUCACCAGUAUCAUGGCUGAGUUGCUAGAGUCCAUUCAGGACUUUUUACAUCUUCUAUCUUCCAAUCUAUUUUCUCCGUACUACAGGCACUAGUAAAGUCAAAGCAUAUUUUUAUUAACGUUUUUAAAAUAACUGGCAUUCUCUGUUCUCCUGAUUACCACUUUGUGUGCAAACAAACACAAUCUACCCUGUUCUGUUUGCUCACUGGCAGCCAUAUCAUUGCAUGUAUGAAGUCAUCUGGUGAUCGUGUUCACGUUUUGCAACUCACAGCGCUACAAAUCUUAU